Messenger RNA from Strongylocentrotus purpuratus (purple sea urchin), 2760 nucleotides. RefSeq names its product solute carrier family 49 member A3. Gene Ontology annotation, biological process: transmembrane transport. The record is from RefSeq and is a predicted model, not a curated record. Gene Ontology annotation, cellular component: membrane. Gene Ontology annotation, molecular function: transmembrane transporter activity. The transcript has 9 exons. NCBI's taxonomy places the organism in Eukaryota, Metazoa, Echinodermata, Echinoidea, Camarodonta, Strongylocentrotidae. The coding region runs from base 140 to 1771 and encodes 543 amino acids.
CCUUGAUCCUCUCGCUCUCUACGUACGGUACAUCACAUGUCAACAGUCGACCCGAUCUUGCACAAUAAACAACGCAGAUCGUAAUGAUAUCUACAUGUAUUUAGUUGUAUUCCGUCGAUGUUAAUAACGGCUAUGCACCAUGGCGGAAAGUGAAGUAAAGUAUUCGAAUCCAAAGUAUGCUCUGGAUGAAGAUGAGAAAAAUGGAGAAGAGGAAAGCGAAGUCGGAUCAGUCGAAGAAACUCCCAUCUGUGAUACCAGUGCCAUUAUUAUUACCAGCGAGCACGGCGAAAAUGGAGCUCGUUCUUCGACACUCGUAACAAGCAGAAAUCAGUUAAUCGAGCCAACAUACAGAAUGUACAAAUGGAGAUGGUUUGUAGUAGCUACAAUGGCUAUAUUGAAUAUUUCAAAUGCAAUGGCAUGGAUCUGUUUUGCUGCAGUUACAAAUUUCACAGCGGAGUAUUUUCAGGUCUCCGUAGAUGCAGUCAACUGGUUUUCUUUGGUCUACCUGGUUGUGGCCGUACCAAUGGGCUUUGUCGUAGCAUGGGAACUGAAUGCGUAUGGGCUUCGAGUUGCGAUCCUACUUGGUGCAUGGCUCAAUUUCCUUGGCCUUCUACUUCGCUACCUUGGCGUCCUCUUCCCGAUCCCAGAGACCACCCAGUUUGCCAUCGUCAUGGUCGGCCAGACCCUUGCUGCCUUUGGACAACCUUUCUUGCUCUUCUCCCCCACCAAGAUGGCUGCUCUGUGGUUCAAUGACAGCCAGAGAGCCAUAGCAAACAUCCUAGCCACCAUGGCUAACCCGUUGGGUAUCCUUCUCUCUUUUCUCCUUUCUGCGCUUCUUGUCAGUGAACCAAGUGAUAUUCCAUUAAUGCUGUGGGUCUUUGUCAUACCAGCAUUGCUUGGUGUUGCCAUGGCAACAUUUGGUAUAUGCAGCAGUGGUCCUCCCACUCCCCCAUCCAGCAGUGCAGACACUAAGACUCAACCUUUCUUGGUUGGACUCAAACUGCUUGCAAGGAAUCGGCGCUUUGUGAUCCUUUUUGCCUUCUUCGGAGCAGGCUAUGGUAUCUUCAAUGCUAUCAGCACAUUCCUGGAGCAAAUUGUGUGCCCCAUUGGCUACAACGAUGACUUUGCAGGCCUGGUUGGAGCCCUGAUGAUAGGUGUUGGUCUACUUGGAGCAGUAGUAACUGGUCUUAUUGUCGACAAGACAAAGGCUUUCACACCGGUCGUUAAGAUCUGCAGUGCAGCGGCUAUUCUUUUUGUCUUCAUCUUGUCAAUUUCUUCCAAGUUUGCCUAUGCUGGGGCUGGGGUGCUGAUUGGGGCUGUAGGCUUUGGUCUGUUUGGUCUAGCCCAGUUCUCUAUCUCUCUAGAGCUAGGGGUGGAGUGCUCCUACCCGGUAGCCGAGGGAACCAGUGCCUGUAUGCUGCAGAUGUCAGGUCAGCUUCAAGGAAUCAUUCUCAUCAUCUUAGGCCAGGUCCUGGCUCAGCCUGUCAACGUGGAACUGCUCCCUGAUCAAAAGUGCAUUGAUCUCUCACUGCCUAACGUCACAUCAACACUCUCUAGUGACAGUGCUGUUACAACUUCGAUGAUGUCCACAAUGCCAGAUGAUGAAAUUAAAACUGUGCUUGAUAUGACAAUUCCUUUGUUUGUGUAUGCUGGGUAUGGCAUUGUUGUCACGGCGAUUCUCAUCCUCUUCUUCCGUACGAGAUACUUGAGGCUGGAAGCAGAGCAAUCCAAUAGAGGUGAUGACAAUGGCUCAACGGAACUGGAGAAGUAACAGCCAAACAAAACAAGGAACUCUUUGCCAUUAGGCUUGCAAUGGUUAGAUCUAGGGUUACAGUGAUUAAAUUCGCUUUUCCCUUCGUAGGCUCAGGUAAUGCCAAAUACUUAAUGACGACAAUAAAAAUAAGAGAGGUUAUGUAAUAAUACUAGUGAUAAUUAAAAAUAAUUGUAUAGAAAUUUUCAUUCAGGGAGUGACUUUUAUCAGUGAAUAGCAUAUCAUGAAAGUGAAUCUGGUAGAUGAACUUAAGUGUUUAGUUUAGUUUAGUGGUGGUUAUUUUACCUGACUGCUAAGAGAGCAAAAAUACUCCCAUACAAGGUACCUCAGGAUGGAAGAAAGCAAUCCAAUGAAGGAUUUGCUUUCAUCUUGAUUCAACAUUGGAAACUAUAUAUGAAUAUCAAACUGCUGAAUUAAUUGUGAUGUAAAUUGUUUUAUGUGCUCAGAAUUAGGAAAGAACAUAUUAAGUGAUUUUUCUUUUCUUCCGGCCUUAUUCAGUAUCAAAAGGAUUUUGAACUACUGACCUCAAUGCUUUGUAAAAUCUUUUACCGUCCCAGUGGUGGAGAAUCAUGAGAGUAAAUGGGGGUUGAAUAUUUGAAUUUUGUUGAUUUUGACAACAAGAGGAUGUUGGAAAUAGAGAUUUCAGCCUAAUCUAUUUAGCUCUCUGGUUCUCAAAUAGGGGAGAAAUUUGAAGAAAGGCUGAUUUUUCAUAAGGUGUGUGAUGCAAAGUGUAAUUGAAAGCUAUGAUAUUACGUUCAUGUAAAUGUCUUAAAGAUUGAUUUCUUUUGCCUUUCUUAUGAACUUUGUUAUCAUGUAUGAUUAUUUAAAGGCUCAUGGUAGUGGGUUAUGAUGGAGAAUUUGACACCAUUCAGGUGUUUACCCAAUAAAAAGGUGUUUUCAAUCACCAAGAGUGGACUUCACUUUUAUCAAUUUGCUUCUAUCACCAAACGGGUAUUAUAUGUAGUGAAUUGUGCCCUGAACCUACUGCC